This is a messenger RNA of Saimiri boliviensis boliviensis (Bolivian squirrel monkey), 612 nucleotides long. RefSeq names its product cancer/testis antigen family 45 member A6-like. Gene Ontology annotation, biological process: snRNA 3'-end processing. Lineage: Eukaryota; Metazoa; Chordata; Mammalia; Primates; Cebidae. Gene Ontology annotation, cellular component: integrator complex. The record is from RefSeq and is a predicted model, not a curated record.
AUGACUGAUAAAGGAGAGAAGGUGGCUGUAGAACCUGAAAAUGUGUUUAAACGUCCCAGGGAAUCUGACAGUCCUUCAUAUCAGAAAAGGCAGAAGAUGGCCAUGUUGGCAUGGACAAAAGGAGCAAGAGGCGAUGGUAUUGGACACUCCGCCAUGUCUAUGGAAAAGGAGCUUAAGGCAGGAGAUGGUAUUCUACCCAGCCAAUUGGAUUCUCGGAUUGAUGACUUCACUGGCUUUAGCAAAGAUGGGCUGAUGCAGAAACCUGGUAGAACUUCACCUGUAGGAGUCAUCGUUACCAACAGUUUCUCUGCAGAUGACCUAAAAUGCAGAGAAAUACUCCCUUUUCUAAAAAGCCAAGAAGAAAUUAAUGCUGAUAUAAAAUAUCAGUUAGUGAAGGAAAUUCAAUGCUUUGGACAAAAUUAUGAAAAAAUCUUCAAAUUACUUGAAGGAGUGCAAGGACCUAUAGAAGUCAAGAAACAAUUUUUUGAAUCCAUCAUCAAUGAAGCAGCAAGAUAUAUGAGAGGAGACUUAAUUCUGCACCUUGAGAAGAAACUGGAAGAAAUGACUUCUGGCUACUUGUCCAAGAAGGAACAUCACACCCUAAAUGCAUAA